GCCAGCCCGGCGCGCCCCGCAGCCCCCGCUCUCCCCACGACCGCCCGGAGCUAUCCGCGGCUCCUUCUCCGGCGGCCGCCGCGGGGUUUGUGGCCCCCGCCGAGAACAGCAUCGAGAUGACUCAGGAGACAAACCAGACCCCAGGGCCUAUGCUGUGUAGUACAGGAUGUGGAUUUUAUGGAAAUCCUAGGACAAAUGGGAUGUGUUCUGUUUGCUACAAAGAACAUCUUCAGCGACAGCAGAAUAGUGGUAGAAUCAGCCCAAUGGGAACAACCAGUGGUCCAAACAGUCCUACCUCAGACUCUGCAUCUGUACAGAGAGCAGACACUAGCUUAAACAACUGUGAAGGUGCUGCUGGCAGCACAUCUGAAAAAACAAGAAACGUGCCUGUUGCUGCUUUGCCUGUAACACAGCAAAUGACAGAAAUGAGUAUUUCAAGAGAAGAAGAAUUGACACCAAAAACAGAGACUGAGCCAGUUGUUACUCAACCAAGUCCAUCAGUUUCUCAGCCUGGUACUUCAGAAAGUGAAGAGAGAGCUGCUGAACUGCCGAAACCAAAGAAGAACAGAUGUUUCAUGUGCAGGAAGAAGGUUGGCCUUACAGGAUUUGACUGCCGAUGUGGAAACCUAUUUUGUGGACUUCACCGUUAUUCUGACAAGCAUAAUUGCCCAUAUGAUUAUAAAGCAGAAGCUGCAGCAAAAAUCAGAAAAGAGAAUCCAGUCGUGGUGGCUGAAAAAAUUCAGAGAAUAUAAAUUAAUCUGCUUGUGAAAAGACUGACUGACUCUUUGUGGGGCUUUUUUUUUCAAUACAUCCUAAAAACAUGAAAAGAGCAGGUGCAUGGUCAUUUUCCUUUGUUUUCCAGAGUUAUACUUCUAGUCCUGUCUGUCUAAACAAUACUUCAGAUGUUUGGGUGUUUGAUACAGGCAGAAUUGGAUAGAUACAGCCAUUGAAAAUAUAUAUAUGCCCUCCCCAGAAUAGAUGGAUGAUCAGAACCCUGCACA
Molecule: messenger RNA, 1001 nt
Organism: Pseudopodoces humilis (Tibetan ground-tit)
Lineage: Eukaryota; Metazoa; Chordata; Aves; Passeriformes; Paridae
Gene: ZFAND5
Product: zinc finger AN1-type containing 5
Molecular function (GO): DNA binding; zinc ion binding
Source: RefSeq, a predicted model, not a curated record